UAGCAGGCCGAGGCUGACGGACGGAGGCUGCAUCUGUGCACAGCAGGAAUUUGGCUUCCCAGCUGAGGAGCGAGGAGUUCGGAAAGGAGGAGGAUAGAAAUUAAAAACUGACACAGAGCGAGGGAGGUGGGGAGGGGGGAAAAAAACCUGGCACCGCUUCAAAUGACUCCACGGGAAGAAUGAAAGAAGUAGCUGUGGGCUUCCUGCCAUCCAACAUGUCUUCAGAGGAGAGCGCCGCGAGAGACAUGGCUGAGAGUGAGACGGAUUGUUCUGAGGGACUGGAUGAGGCUGUCCUGGGGCGCAUUGCCAGCUUACCUCUGGAUCCUUUCCCACCCAGAGACUUCAGAGGGAAGUUUAAAAAGAUGCGCCACAAGAAGAGACCCACCAUACUUGAAACGUCGCCCGUGGGGAACGGGUACAGUAAGCCCCCCAUCCCUCCGGUCUGCUGUCCCCAGGGAGAGAAAGGCCCGCCGACCAUGAUGCCCAUCAGCGUGGACCCGGAGAGCAGGCCGGGCGAGUACGUCCUCAAGAGCCUGUUCGCCAACUUCACCACGGUGUCGGAGCGCAAGAUCCGCAUCAUCAUGGCCGAGCCGCUGGAAAAGCCAUUGACCAAGUCGCUACAGAGGGGAGAGGAUCCACAGUUUGAUCAACUGAUAAGCACCAUGAGCUCUUUGGCCGAGUACAGUCUUCCCUCCAUCCUGCGCACUUUGUUCGACUGGUACAAGAGGCAGAACGGGCUGGAGGAGGAGCUGCACGAGUACCGGCCACGAGCCAACACCAAGUCCAAGAAUGACGAGCAGCAGAGAGAUUAUCUACUUGAACGGAGGGAUUUGGCCAUCGACUUCAUCUUCUCUCUUGUACUCAUAGAAGUUUUGAAGCAGAUGCCGCUUUACCCCGUCCUUGACAGCUUGGUCAAUGAAGUCAUUAACUUAGCCUUUAAGCACUUUAGAUACAAAGAGGGGUAUCACGGUCCCAACACUGGUAACAUGCACACUGUAGCAGACCUCUAUGCAGAAGUCAUAGGAGUCCUGGCACAGUCCAAGUUCCCUGCUGUGAAGAAGAAGUUCAUGACUGAGCUGAAGGAGCUGCGGCAGAAGGAGCAGAGUCCGUACGUGGUGCAGAGCACCAUCAGCCUCAUCAUGGGCGUCAAGUUCUUCCGAAUUAAAAUGUAUCCGGUUGAGGAUUUCGAAGCCUCCUUUCAGUUCAUGCAGGAGUGUGCUCAUUAUUUCCUGGAAGUCAAGGACAAGGACAUUAAACACGCCUUAGCUGGCCUUUUUGUCGAGAUCCUGGUUCCUGUUGCGGCUGCUGUGAAGAACGAGGUGAACGUACCCUGCCUGAGGAACUUUGUGGACAGCUUGUACGACACAACCCUGGACCUGUCCUCCAGAAAGAAGCACUCGCUGGCGUUUUACCCGCUGGUGACGUGUCUGCUGUGUGUCAGCCAGAAACAGUUCUUCCUCAACCGAUGGCACGUCUUCCUUAACAACUGCCUCUCAAAUCUGAAGAGUAGAGACCCUAAAAUGGCUCGCGUUGCUUUGGAGUCCCUUUAUCGACUGUUGUGGGUCUACAUGAUCAGAAUCAAGUGUGAGAGCAACACAGCAACACAAGGUCGCCUUAACAACAUCAUAACCACGCUGUUCCCCAAAGGAUCUCGAAGCGUGGUGCCCAGAGACAUGCCUCUCAACAUCUUUGUGAAAAUCAUCCAGUUUAUUGCACAGGAAAGGCUGGAUUUCGCCAUGAAAGAGAUUAUCUUUGACCUUCUUUGUGUGGGGAAACCUGCAAAAGCCUUUAGUCUUAACCCAGAGAGAAUGAAUAUCGGUCUGCGAGCGUUCCUGGUCGUGGCCGAUAAGCUGCAGCAGAAGGACGGCGAGCCUCCCAUGCCGAACACCGGCUGCACUCUGCCGUCUGGGAACACUCUGCGAGUGAAGAAGACAUACCUGAGCAAAACGCUGACAGACGAGGAGGCCAAAGUCAUCGGGAUGUCGCAGUACUACUACAGUGUGCGGAAAGCCAUUGAUAACAUCCUCAGACAUCUGGAUAAGGAGGUGGGGCGCUGCAUGAUGAUGACCAAUGCUCAGAUGUUGAAUAAGGAGCCUGAAGACAUGAUCACGGGUGAGAGGAAGCCGAAAAUCGACCUGUUUCGGACGUGUGUUGCGGCCAUUCCUCGCAUCCUGCCUGACGGGAUGUCCAAGCCGGAGCUCAUAGACCUGCUCUCACGACUGACCAUCCAUAUGGAUGACGAGCUUCGACUCAUCGCCCAGAAUUCCUUGCAAAGUCUGCUGGUGGAUUUCCCCGACUGGCGCGACGACGUCCUGUUUGGAUUCACAAACUUUUUGCUCCGCGAGGUCCAGGACACCCACCAGGGCUUGUUGGACACGUCCCUCAAGCUGCUGCUGCAGCUGCUCACGCAGUGGAAGCUGACCCUGGCCGCUGCAGGGAGGAGCCACGACGCCACUAAGCUGCACGCCGUGGAGUUGCUGCAGACCAGCUCCAGUCUGAAGAUCCCUGCAGAGCGAGGGCCGCACUCCGCCGUGCUGCACGCCGUGGAGGGACUGGCCGUCGUCCUGCUGUGCUCCUGCCAGCUCAGCACCCGCAGGCUGUCUGUGGCCAUCCUCAAAGAGAUUAGGAGUCUCUUCACAACCAUCGGACAGUCCGAGGAUGAUGAUAAACCGAUGAUCGAGGUUAUGGAUCAGCUCAGCCCUGUUAUCAUGGACAGCUUUGUCAACGUGGCGGUGUCGGACACGACCGUCCUGCCGGCCGGCCACGCCGUCGACCUGCAGUGGCUGGUGGAGUGGAACGCGCUGCUGGUCAACAGCCACUACGACAUCCGGAGCCCGUCGCACGCGUGGAUCUUCGCCCAGUCCGUGAAGGAUCCCUGGGUCCUGUGCGUUUACAGCCUCCUCCGGCAGGACAACCUGCCCAAACACUGCCCCACCGCGCUCAGCUACGCCUGGCCCUACGCCUUCACGCGCAUGCAGGCGCUCAUGCCGCUUGUUGAUCCGAAUAAUCCAGUGUAUGCGAAGAAGACCAGCACCUCUGGCAGUGGUGAUAAUUACGUCACGCUGUGGAGGAACUACCUGAUCCUCUGCUUCGGCGUGGCCAAGCCCAGCAUCAUGAGCCCCGGCCACCUGAGAGCGUCGACACCCGAGAUCACGGCUGCCGCGCCCGACGGCGGCGUCGGCUACGAUAACAAGGUUAUCGGGAGCCCGUCCGUGGCCUGGCUCCUGAAGCAGUUGGUCCCCCUGAUGAGGGCAGAGAGCAUCGAGCUGACAGAGUCGUUAGUUCUGGGCUUUGGUCGCAGCAAUUCGCUGGUUUUCAGGGAACUUGUGGAGGAGCUGCACCCGCUAAUGAAGGAGGCCUUAGAAAGAAGACCCGAGAACAAGAAGCGACGUGAACGCCGAGACCUGCUGAGACUGCAGCUGCUGCGCAUCUUUGAGCUGUUGGCCGACGCAGGCGUCAUCAGUGACAGUACAAACGGAGCUCUGGAGCGCGACACCCUCGCCCUCGGCGCUCUGUUCCUGGAGUACGUGGAUCUCACCCGGAUGCUGCUGGAAGCCGAGAACGACAAAGACGCAGAAAUCCUCAAGGACAUCCGAGCUCACUUCAGCGCCAUGGUGGCCAACUUUAUCCAAUGUGUGCCAGUGCACCACAGGCGCUUCCUCUUUCCACAGCAGAGCCUGAGGCACCACCUCUUCAUCCUCUUCAGUCAGUGGGCCGGCCCGUUCAGCAUCAUGUUCACGCCGCUCGACCGCUACAGCGACAGGAACCACCAGAUCACCAGAUAUCAGUACUGCGCCCUGAAGGCCAUGUCCGCCGUGCUGUGCUGCGGCCCCGUGUUUGAUAACGUUGGCCUCUCUCCAGAUGGAUACCUCUACAAGUGGCUGGAUAAUAUACUGGCCUGCCAAGAUCAGAGGGUCCAUCAGCUCGGCUGUGAAGUGGUCAUCCUGCUCCUGGAGCUCAACGCCGACCAGGUCAACCUGUUCAAUUGGGCGGUGGAUCGCUGCUACACCGGCUCCUACCAGCUGGCCUCAGGCUGCUUCAAGGCCAUCGCCACGGUCUGCGGCAGCAGUAAAAACUACCCCAGUGACAUUGUGACGCUGCUGAACCUGGUGCUCUUCAAGGCUUCAGACACCAACAGAGAAAUCUAUGAGAUUUCAAUGCAGCUCAUGCAGAUUCUUGAAGCCAAGCUGUUCGUGUACUCCAAGAAGAUCGCGGAGCAGAAGCCCAGCAGCAUCCUGUACGGCACCCACGGCCCGCUACCGCCGCUGUACAGCGUGUCGCUGCCUCAGCUCUCCAGCCUGCUGGCCAGGAUGUACCCCGAGCUCACACUUCCUCUGUUCUCAGAGGUCAGCCAGAGGUUCCCCACCACUCACACCAACGGGAGGCAGAUCAUGCUGACCUACCUGCUGCCCUGGCUGGGGAACAUGGAGCUGGUGGACAGCGGCCUGCUGGUUCCCGUCUUCUCCUCGUGCACCUCGGGGUACGACUCCUGCAGUCAGCUGACCAGCUCCAGUUCAUCGCACCAGCUGAAAGGCAGCGGCUGGGGCUCCUUACAGGCGACGUCGAUGGUCCUGAAUAAUCUCAUGUUCAUGACCGCCAAGUAUGGGGAUGAUCUACCUGGCUCAGAGAUGGAAAAUGCCUGGAACGCUUUGGUGAACAAUGAGAAGUGGAGCAGCAAUCUGAGAACCACUCUGCAGUUCCUCAUCAGCCUGUGUGGCGUCAGCAGCGACACCACCCUCCUGCCAUACAUCAAGAAGGUGGUGAUCUAUCUGUGUCGGAACAACACCAUGCAGACCAUGGAGGAGCUGAUCUUUGAGUUACAGCAAACGGAUCCGGUCAACCCCGUGGUGCAGCACUGCGAUAGUCCACCUUUCUAUCGCUUCACCGCCACGAGCAAAGCCUCGGUCGUGGCUUCAGGCACCACGUCCAGCAGCAACACUGUCGUCGCCGGCCAGGAGAGCUUUCCUGACACCGACGACGCCAAGACUCUGAAGGAGAGCGAGGAGAGGCUCAGUCACAUAAUGCGCGCCCACAACCGUCUGGAGUCCCGCUACAGCAACAGCUCCGGAGGAUCUUACGACGAGGAUAAGAGCGAGCCCUUGCCCCCGUAUGCUGAUUGGCUGAUGGUCGUCAUGGAGACCAACCAGCCUCAUCCUCUGCCCAUGCCUGUGACUGGAGGAUGCUGGGCGCCGCUGGUGGACUUUCUGCCGGAGACCAUCACCCCCAGAGGACCGCUGCACAGGUGUAACAUAGCGGUGAUCUUCAUGACUGAGAUGGUGGUGGACCACAGUGUGAGCGAGGACUGGACCUUGCAUCUCCCUUUACUGCUCCAUGCUCUCUUUUUGGGCAUGGAUCACUAUCGUCCAGAAGUGUUCGAGCACAGCAAACAUCUCCUCCUCCACCUGCUCAUCACGCUGUCCUGUAAGAGCAACUUCCAGACCGUCGCAUCGGUCCUGCUGCAGACGCGAGAGAUCAACGUCACCAAAACCCUCACCUGCAGACCGAGCCUUCAGCCGGAGUGUUCGCCCUCAGGAGGAUUCGACUUCCUGCGGGAGUGCCAGGCGUCCCCGGUGCCGGACUCCGGUCUCAGUUCGUCGUCUACGUCGUCCAGCUUGAGCCUCGGGGGCAGCAGCAACAACCUGCCUGAAAUCUCACAGGAGGUGGAGGAGCUGGCGGCCUCCAGCAAAACGGACGACAAGACCAACAAGCUCAUUGAGUUUUUGACCACAAGAGCGUACGGACCUCUGUGGUGUCACGAAGACAUCUCACCGAAGAAUCACGUUUCUAAAAGCACAGCGCAGCUCUCCAACUUCCUCCGGCAUGUGGUGUCCGUGUUCAAAGAGUCCAAGUCAGAUUUCCACCUGGAGCAGCAGCUCAGCGACGUGGCGCUGCAGACGGCGCUGUGCAGCUCGUCCCGCCACUACGCCGGCCGCUCUUUCCAGGUGUUUCGAGCCCUGCGUCAGCCCGUCUCCUCCCACGCCGUGUCCGACCUGCUGUCCAGGCUCGUGGAGGUGGUCGGCGAGCACGGAGAAGAGGUGCAGGGCUACGUGAUGGAAGUUUUACUCACGCUGGAAUCUGUGGUCGAUAACUUGGCCGAAUGUCUGAAGAACAGUGAUCUUAUGGCCAUAUUGACGAGAGCCUCAUCUCCUGAUUUCCUCGCCAGCCUCAAGCUGCUGUCCAACAGGAAGAGCACCGGCCAGCUCAAUCUGAGACGAGAGGAGAAGAGCAGACACCAGAGGAGCUCCUCCGUGCCCAAAAAGUUUGGCGAGGCCGACAGGUGGUCGGAUCCGCCUCGCAGCGCCACCCUGGACCGGAUUCAGGCCGGCGAACAGCAGGUUCUGCUGGCCAAGAUGCGCAGCUCGUCCUCCUCUAAAGACAACGUCGCCGACCCGACCAGCGUCAACCACCCCAGCAACCUGCUGGCCACCAUCUUCUGGGUGGCGGUGUCGCUCAUGGAGUCGGACUUUGAGUUCGAGUACCAGAUGUCGCUGAGGCUGCUGAACAAGCUGCUGGCCAACCUGUCGCUGGACAAACAAGAGAACCGGGAGCGGCUGGAGAAGCUGCAGAGCCAGCUGAAGUGGAGCAGCUUCACGGGGCUGCAGCAGCUGCUGCUGAAGGGCUUCACCUCCGGCUCCACCACCGACCUCACGCUGCAGCUCUUCAGCCAGCUCACGCCCGUGUCCCGCGUGCCCGUGGUGGACACGUCUCAAGCCAUCGGCUUCCCGCUGAAUGUCCUCUGCCUGCUGCCUCAUCUUGUGCAAAACUUCGAUGGUCCCACACAGUUCUGUCAAGACGUCGCUGAGAGGAUCGCUCAGGUUUGCCUUGAGGAGAAGAACGCCAAGCUCUCGAACCUGGCUCACGUCAUGACCCUGUACAAAACGCACGCCUACACGCGGGACUGCUUCUCGUGGGUCAACGUGGUGUGUCGGUACCUUCACGAGGCUUUCUCCGACAUCACGCUCAGCCUGGUCACCUACAUGGCCGAGCUGUUGGAGAAAGGCCUUCCCAGCAUGCAACAGACACUUUUACAGAUCAUCUACAGCCUCCUCAGCCACAUGGACCUGAGUGGGAUCCAGGCCAAACCCUUCAACGUGGAGGUGCUGAAGACCAUCGAGAAAUUUGUCCAGACGGCCCAUUGGAGGGAAUCGCUGAAUAUCCUGAAGCUGGUGGUUUCUCGCUCGGCCAGCCUGGUGCAGCCCUCGUUCCCGCAGAGCGACCUCUCCUACGAGGACAUCAGUCGCGUUUGGGACCGCUCCUCCAAGGCUCUGCCCGGCAAGACGCUGGACUUCCACUUUGACAUAUCCGAGACGCCAGUGAUUGGCCGGCGGUACGAUGAUUUGCAGCGCUCUCCGGGCCAGGACGUGAAGAGCAGGGCCACGGCGGUGACACGCAGCACCUCCUCCACCUCCUCAGGGUCCACCACCAACAACGUGCUGGUGCCCGUCAGCUGGAAGAGGCCUCAGUCUUCACAGAAGAGAACCCGGGAAAAACUGGUGAAUGUUUUGUCUCUGUGUGGACAAGAAAAGGGCCUGACGAAAAACCCCUCAGUGAUCUUCUCCAGCUGCGGCGAGCUGGACCUCAUGGAGCAUCAGCCCAGCCUGGUGUCGUCCGACGACGGCACCCGGGAGGCCGACAACAUGGACGACACCACCUCGGAGCAGCAGUUCAGGGUCUUCAGGGACUUUGACUUCCUGGACGUGGAGCUGGAGGACGGAGAGGAGCUCCAGGGAGAGACGGUGGACAACUUUAACUGGGGCGUGCGCCGGCGCUCCAUGGACAGCCUGGACCACAGCGACCUGCAGCCGCUGGAGGAGAGCCAGCUGUCCAGCAGCAUGCCCAGCCUCAGCAAGAUCGCCCGCGAGGACUCGGACGAGUCGUCCGAGGAGGACUCCCUCACUGCCAGCCAGAUCCUCUCACACUCGCAGCUCAUUGUCAACCUGUCUCCCACGGCAGAGAACAGUAGCAUGGACUCGUCCUCGGCGUUUUUUGACACAACCUCGGCAGACUCGACUCCUCUGAACACCAAAAACCCCAGUUUCGAGGUCCAACUGCCAGAGGACUCGAAGCAGCGGCGUGAUGCGUCACAAGAAGACGAAGACCCCAACGUCCCCGAGGACGACCUCUCGCUGUCCAUCAGCGAACUCCCCUCUGAAUAUCAGUGCGAUGACAGUCUGGUCGUGGACGACAAAGGAGAACUCGACCCCGAGAACUUCUUCCCAAGCCUCGCCGAGGAAGAGCGAGACGAGGCGCUGGAGUCGCGCUCCUCGCCGCCUCCGUCGCCUUUCUUCUCCGCCAUCCUCGCCGCCUUCCAGCCGACGGUGUGCGACGACGCCGAGGAGGCGUGGAGGAGUCACAUCAACCAGCUGGUGUCGGACACGGACGGCUCCUGUGCGGUCUACACCUUCCACGUCUUCUCCUCGCUCUUUCAGAGCAUUCAGACCAAAUUCUGCUCCCUGACCUGCGACGCUGUGAGUUACCUCGGCGACGGCCUGAGAGGCUUGGGAUCAAAGUUUCUCAGGUCCUCCCAGAUGCUCACGUACUGCUCCGAGUGUCCCACGCUGUUUAUCGAUGCAGACACAAUCGUGUCGUACGGACUGUUGGAGAAAAUGAAGUUCAGUGUUCUGGAACUUCAGGAAUAUCUUGAUACUUACAACAACAGAAAGGAAGCAACUCUCACUUGGUUGAACAACUGCAAAGCCACGUUUCCCAGGAGCGCCGGAGGAGCCGUGAUAACAUGUCAGCCGGUGGAACACGAGGAAAAGCAAAUGGAAUCUCUGGCUCAACUGGAACUUUGUCAAAGACUCUACAAACUCCACUUUCAGUUAUUGCUGCUUUUUCAGUCCUACUGUAAGCUGAUUGAACAGGUCCAUGCAAUCAGCUCCGUUCCCGAGCUGACGAACAUGUCCAAGGAGCUGAAUGAUUUGAGGAGCAGCCUGAGAGGAGCGGCGGCCUCGGUGACCUCUGUGACCCCGGCGAGCUCCUGCUCUGAGCCCGCCUUCAGCUCCUCUGAAGCCGCGGUGCAGGCCGUCCUGGAGGCUCUGAAGAACGGCGAGUUUCCGACGGCCAUCCGCCACAUUCGCGAGUGCAGAACAACGUGGCCGAAUGACAUCUUUGGCAGCGACUCUGAGGACGAGGUCCAAACGCUGCUGAACAUCUACUUCAGACAUCAGACUCUGGGUCAAACGGGAACGUUUGCUCUGGUGGGCUCAAAGCAGGACCUGACAGAAAUCUCCGUGAAGCUGAUGGAGCUGAACGGGGAAACUCGAGACAUGAUCCGGCGGGCGCAGGGCUACCGAGCCAUCACGGCCUUCCUCCCAGACUCCAGGGUUUCGGGUUCGACUCUCUGAUCUCUCCUCCAGCUGCUAGCAUCUCAGUGAUUAACAACAACAGUGCUCUCUCCUGGGAAUAAUCCAACCCCUGUUUCCUCCUCUGGCUCGGGAUUCAUCAGAAUGUCAUGAACUCAGAUCACCUGACGUGCAGCAAUACUGUCGUUUUAUUUUACUUUUCCAAAUAUGAGUGACUUUGCUGUUGUAAACAAAGUUAGGUUUUUAUUGCACUAAUGAUAGAAACUGUCCCGCAGCUACUGAGGUCAACAGAUUGAACAUACGACAUACCAAAGCUAAGCGAUUCUCUUCCUGUUGUGUUGUUUGUAACUGUCAAGGGAAACGUGCAAUCCUUCACUGAAGUGAAAAACCUUCACUGUCUCCUGAAAGAAUGUAUUUAAUAUCAUAACAUUGGAAAACGUGAAAACUGUCAGUACACACAAAAAAAGAAAAAAGGGAGGUGACACUGCUUUGUUCAAGCAGUGGGUGUUUUGUGUGUGUGUUCGUGUGUGGAUGUGUGUUGUGUGAGUGUGGAGAUUUGAUCCUGACGACCAUCAUGGGUGGAAAUGUUGCAUUACGUCAUUUCACGUUCAGCUACUUUGACAUGCUGCAGAUCUACUGUAACCUAUCUCAAGCCUGCCAGCAGCUGCGUGGGCCUCCUGUUACUUAAUACAUCUUACUGUACCUUUAACUGUGCAGCUUUUAGCAGAUAGAUAAAUUAUUUAUAUUGUAUGCGAGAGAGAGAGAAAAAAAGAAGCUUUUAUCAGCCUAGAUUUAUAGAAAAAGAAUAUUUUGUUUCAUCUGGUAAAUCUGCCAAGCUUGCAAAUUCUAUGUAUUAUACAGUGUAAUAGUAGAGUUUAUGAACAAAGACAGAUGUUAUUUUAACUGAAGAAUUGUACAUAGUGAAAAUGGGAGCUUUGCUAAAACUCACAAGAUUGUAUUUUUCUGACGUUCCAGUUUGAGUUGCAUUCAGAGUGAGUAGCUCCAUGUUUGUAAAGAGUUGCUGUAGCUUCUCGCCUUGUAAAUACGACUGCCUUUGCAUUGUACUGUAUUUUGGUGUCAUGCACACUUGUAUAACAACAUAAUAAAACUUACAUUUGGUAA
Molecule: messenger RNA, 10427 nt
Organism: Salarias fasciatus (jewelled blenny)
Lineage: Eukaryota; Metazoa; Chordata; Actinopteri; Blenniiformes; Blenniidae
Gene: frya
Product: furry homolog a (Drosophila)
Exons: 63
Coding region: 180-9347 (3055 amino acids)
Biological process (GO): cell morphogenesis; neuron projection development
Cellular component (GO): site of polarized growth; cell cortex
Source: RefSeq, a predicted model, not a curated record